Molecule: messenger RNA, 2158 nt
Organism: Thamnophis elegans (Western terrestrial garter snake)
Lineage: Eukaryota; Metazoa; Chordata; Lepidosauria; Squamata; Natricidae
Product: syntaxin-17-like
Exons: 9
Coding region: 289-1191 (300 amino acids)
Biological process (GO): intracellular protein transport; vesicle fusion; exocytosis
Cellular component (GO): endomembrane system; autophagosome membrane; plasma membrane
Molecular function (GO): SNARE binding; SNAP receptor activity
Source: RefSeq, a predicted model, not a curated record
UCUUCCGGGUUCGAGGCGAGUGAGUGGUGGGGGGUCGUAGCGGGGCCGCAGCCGGUGGGGCCGCCGGGGGAGACGGGUCGGCGAGGGAAGGAGGAGGCGGCGGAGAGGUUGCACUCAGAAUAUGGGACACCGGACUCCGCAGGGGAUAGAAACUAACAGCUAACAACCUGGAGUGAGUUCAGGGAAAGUCACCCGGAGUGCGAAGGACCUGGAAACAGGUCCUUUGAAGACAAGGGAAAAGACCUGGGUAACCGGAGCGCUACGCCGUGCAGGUUGAAACCACCAAAGAUGUCUAAAGAUGAAGAAAAAGUUAAUUUGCGUCGCCUCGAGCCAGCCAUCCAGAAGUUCAUUAAAGUGGCCAUUCCCACAGAUCUGGAGCGGUUAAGGAAACAUCAGAUCAAUAUCGAGAAGUAUCAGAGGUGCAGGCUGUGGGACAAACUGCACGAAGAACAUAUCAACGCCGGCCGUACCGUCCAGCAGCUGCGAGCAAAUAUCCGAGAGAUGGAGAACCUUUGCGCCCGAGUCCGGAAGGAAGAUAUCCUGACUCUGCAGAGGAUGAUUGAUCCCGUCAAAGGAGAGGCUUCGGUGGCCAUAAAAGAAUUUUUGCAGCUGCAUUCGGAGUCGGCCGAAGCGCUGAAAAGGCAGUUCAGAGAGCCGGAGGCGGCUUUGACUCGCUCCACCACUGUUGAAGGAACAGAAACUUUCUCUAGUGCCGAAAACGGAGAAAAUUCCCUCAGCCAGAUUUUUGCUCCGUUACCUGAAAUCCCCCAGGAUCAAAAUGCUGCAGAAUCCUGGGAAGUGUUAGAAGAGGAUCUGAUAGAACUCUGCACUCUGGUGACCGAGUUUUCCCUGCUUGUUAAUACCCAGCAGGAGAAAGUCGACCGGAUCGAAGAGAACGUCUGCACUGCCGUCGCGAAUGUGGAGGAGGGGACCCAGAGUUUAUCCAAGGCUGCGACCUACAAACUGGCCGCCCUCCCGGUGGCUGGCGCCCUCCUGGGGGGAAUCGUGGGGGGGCCCAUCGGGCUCCUGGCCGGCUUUAAGGUGGCUGGACUGGCGGCGGCUUUGGGAGGCGGCGUGCUGGGCUUCACGGGUGGAAAACUCAUUCAGAGGAAGAAGCAGAAGAUGAUCAAGGAUCUCUCCUCUCCCAGCUGCCCCGAUUUGCCCGGGCAGAGCGACCAAGGGGGCAGCUGAGGACCGGGGGGAGGGGGGGCCCUCAAGCCGUCUUGGCUGGCAUCACGGCUGCCCGCCUGGGACAAUCGUCUUUCUUCCCCUGCUGGAAACGUUUCCUGUUGAGAAUGUGAAAGGGACAAAAAAGUCACCCUGGAAAAACUUUCUGACGUGCGCCAGGGGAAGGCGGCAAGCGUGGCACGCUUUGGCACACCUCACCCGCGGCGUGGGAAGGUGCGCUCCGAAGGGAUGUCUCCACCUGCUUUCCUUCCUCCUUCAGGGACUCUCUCCACAGUGUUCACCGAAUGCCUUUUUUUCCCCAGGUUAAAAACGGAAAGAAAGCCGCCCAGGUGGCCCUUUUUCAGUCUCUGGAUACUUCCGUUCGUCCCGAGCGCACAAAUCCUGUGGGUUUGUUUGUUUUAACACUUGUCGGUUUUAAUGCUCCUGGACUCUCGGGAGCUGAAUCGGUUUGCGGUGGCAGAGUUGGGCUCCUGGCGGGAUAGAGGUCAGGUGGAGGGGUGCGGGGAAAUCUCGCCUCGGGGAGGUGGGGAGGGGCUUUGGUUUGCAAAUUUUAAUUUUUCCAGUCUGGAAAGUUGGCUUCUACCUCUCGUUUUAAAAUGCCACGGUCAGGAAAAGUCAGAACAGGCUGUUUUCGGGGGGGAGAAUUCUCUGCUUUUUGCUUAUCAGAGGUCUGGAAUCGUGUUUCUCAACUGUAGUAACGUUCAGAGGAGCGGAUUAGCAAAACGGGGGAAUUCUGGGAGUUGAAGUCCACUCAUCUGAAAGCUGCCCAAUUGAUUGGAGGAUGCUGGGAAUUGAAGUCCGCCUGCCUGAAAAGGGAGAAACAUGGCUCUAGAAUUCCCGAGUCCGCAAUGAAUUCUGGGAGUUGAAGUCCACUGGUCAAAAAAGCCAUUGAUCCCCAAGCAGUGUCGGUGAACCUUUUCGGCACUGUGCCGAAACGGGCGUGUGCUUGUGCAUGUGCCUGCAGGGGAGC